UACGUGAACGUAUGGGUUAAAGCACUUAUGUGUAAGACUUGGCAACCUCGACACAUCCUGACAGUUAAGAUGGGAUAAAGAACUGCCGGUGAUGUCUGGACUGUUGAACGGGAACAGAACAUUUGCUCGACAAAUGCCUGGGAAUUUCAAAUCUGGGCUUUUAUCUGACCUGAGACAUUGUAUUUAUACAUCGUCUUGUAUUUCCAGUCCGUGGACAGUGGAACAGUACAUGAGAGCUAGCGUGCUAGCUAGCCCACCGUAUUAGCUUUAAAAGCAGGGCAGAGCUGAGGAGUCACACCCAACACUGAGGGAGCACGACGGCGUUUAUUUACAAUACAACCUGAUCACUCAAGACAGAAGUGCAGUUAGUUUGCUACGAGUGCAAAAAAAGUUUCUUGUUUCUCUAAAGAAGCCAUGAAACACCAGGGUCAAGAUACUUUGAGGGGACACAGAUAACAUUAGCUAGUGUUUUAGCUAACGAGCUAAGUGUUGUGUGUGAGUGUAAAGUGUAAAGGCCGGACAGGACACCGUUACUCCACUGUGUGUGUGUGUGUGUGUGUGUGUGUGUGUGUGUGUGUGUGUGUGUGUGUGUGUGUGUGUGUGUUGUAGAAGGCUGUUAUGAGUAACCCCACACUCAUGUACACGUUUGUUUUAAGAGAUGACAACAGCAGCGUUUAUGCUGAAGUCUCAAAAAUCCUUAUCUCUACUGGAAAAUGGAAAAGACUGAAAAAAGACAAUCCGCGAUUUAACUUAAUGCUUGGAGAGAGGAACCGCCUCCCCUUUGGGCGCCUAGGCCAUGAACCAGGACUGAUGCAGUUGGUCAACUAUUAUAGAGGCGCAGACAAGCUGUGUCGUAAAGCAUCUCUGGUCAAGUUAAUAAAGACUAGUCAAGAGCUAAAAGACUCCUGUAACUGGUUGCCUGAGUCCUACAUCAUUUAUCCAACCAAUCUCAACACUCCUGUGGCUCCUGCAACCAAUGGCAUCAGCCAUCUAAAAGACAACCCAAAGACUGAUGAGCGUGAGGUAUUUCUUGCCUCCUAUAACACUAAAAAGGAAAAUGGGGAAGGAACAGUAUGGAUCGCUAAAUCGUCAGCUGGAGCAAAAGGGGCUGGAAUCUUGAUAUCUCAGGAUGCUAAUCAGUUGCUUGAGUUUAUUGAUAAUCAGGGACAAGUUCAUGUCAUUCAGAAAUAUCUGGAGCGACCACUGCUGUUGGAACCUGGUCAUCGCAAAUUUGAUAUAAGGAGCUGGGUGCUUGUAGACCAUCAGUACAACAUCUAUCUGUACCGUGAGGGAGUGCUGAGGACGUCUUCUGAGCCGUACAACAGCUCAGACCUGCAGGAUAUGACCAGCCAUCUGACCAAUCACUGCAUCCAGAAGGAGCACUCGCAGAACUAUGGCCGUUACGAAGAGGGCAACGAGAUGUUUUUUGACGACUUCAGACACUACCUUCUGAGUGUUCACAAUAUUUCCAUGGAGACAUCCAUCUUACCUCAGAUCAAUCACAUAAUAAGGAGCUGCCUCAUGUGUAUUGAACCAGCGAUCAGCACUAAGCACCUGUCCUACCAAAGCUUCCAGCUUUUUGGUUUUGACUUCAUGCUGGAUGAGAACUUUAAAGUGUGGCUUAUUGAGAUCAAUGGAGCACCGGCAUGCGCACAGAAGCUCUACCCAGAGCUGUGCCAAGGCAUCGUGGACGUAGCCAUUUCCACCGUUUUCUCACUAAAUGCAGACGCCUUGUCCGCCUCCCCACCAUUCUCCACUUCUCCUUCUCUCUCCUCCACCUCCUGCUCUUCACCCAAACUCAGAGCACCACAACACUUUGGCCCGUUCAUCAAACUGUAAGCAUGUUACUGCAUUAGUGACGAACCAUGCCCUGAUAAAAUUCUCCACGCAACUAGUUUUCUUAAAAUCUCAACCUACGGUAUUCUCUUUCUGUCUGACAUCCUUGAAAAAUGUAAGAUGUAAAGCAGGGAAGUUUAAGAGACUGGAGCAGUUCAUGAGAGAAUGCAUAAAGAAGUCUGUGCUUUAGACACAUGCUCAGUACAUUUUUCUCCUAACAUCUCUGGUAUGAGUUCAAGAGGUGGGCUGUUUGUUUAGUCUGAUUGGACAAUUAUACCUGGGUUUCAGUUCUUUACACAAACUAAUAAAAAAAAAAUACUACAUAAAACACAUUUUUGGUUUCCUCUGGGUACCUUGAUAUAAAGUAGGAUGUUUUUUGGGAUUUAUUUCCAGUGACUUUAGUGCCUUACGUUUCCAUUGACUCGUUACCCCUAAAAUCCCACACAAGAGUGUUUGAAACGCCAUGUAACGUAUACAUACUAAAAAUUCAGUCCUAAAUCAGUUAAGGUUUAUACUGUGGGCUUUACAAAGAGCUUUAGUCGCUGUUGUUCAGUAUUUUUAAGUGACUGUAUUUCCCAUUAGAAAUGAAAAGCUUCUUAUUGCUCAUCUAGUAUGGAUUUUGGCACUGUAUAUGAAACACGGCAUGUCAGCAAAGUGUUAAUGUUUUGUUAGUUUGGUCUUCUUAUAUGUUAGACUGCAUUAAUAGCUCAAAUACAAUGAUUUAUUUUUAUUAUUUUUAUUUUAGUACAAUAGACAAUUAGUCCAGUACAGCAGGUCACUAAUUAACACUGUUUUUGUAUUUUAAAAUGUUUCUCAAUCAAUUUCUUACUUUGCCAUAGUAAUUAAAUUCCACACAUACAUAUCACUUUUUAGUUCAAGGCCGGAUAAAAAUUUUUUUUUGCAAAUAUGUUGCAUGAUCUAUAAAACGCAUGCAAAAAAAAGCGAUGUUUUAUAUGAAUUACAUAUCUAGGAACAUUUCCUUAGGCUCAACAUUUCAAGACCUUUUCAGAAUUAAAUAUUAAUGUUUGGGUUAAAUGUUCCUUCACUGCGUUAUGUAAUCCUCUUCCCUUUGGUUUUAUUUUUCUUUUGGCAUGUUUUACUUUUUUACACAGUUCGUUGUAUUGGCUUAUUUACUAGUGUGUUGCACUUUCACAGCCAUUAUGUGUGUAUGUUGAACGCAUCUUGGGUCUUUGUUUGCAAUGAAUAAUUCCUGAUUCUGCUGUGUUCUGUGUUAAGGAUCAGACACGAGCCUCGCCGAACCUUAAAACAUGGUUUAGCUGAAGCAGCAUGUCAAACGAGUCAUUUAUUUCAUGAGAUGUGCUUGAAGGAUUGCGUGUGUUGUGACUCUGGGCAUGCUGCAGUACUGAUAGAUCCUAAAAAUGUUUUAUGAAGGAGACAUUAUUGUUUUGUGUAGUGUGUGUGUUCUAAACUUCAUGAAGAAUAAAAGAAGUUGCAUAUAGUAUGUAUACAUUUAGUUGCUAUAGUAAUCACACUAGUGAUGGGUCAUUUAUAUUUUUUGUUGAAAAUGUGUAUAUAUUUUAACAGUGUUAUUUUCUGUCAUUAGUUCAUUUUUAGUUCCGAUUAAGCUGAAAGAGAAAGGGUGCCUUAUUACAUUUUGAAAUGUCCUGAAAACACAAUACACCAAGGUUGUUGACAUUUUUUUGUUAUGGUCACUUUCCUGUCUUGUUAUUUAUUAUUGUACACUUUUUGGACUAGACACUUUGCAGUAGUUCUUCGACUUGAUUGUUACUACCUGAAAAUAUAAAUCAAGUAAUCAACUUGCUGCCCAUCCCAAGCUGAGCUAAGAUCUUUCACCGUUUCAUCGUAAACCAAAAAGAAUUGAAAAGUUUUCCGUAUUUUCCUUUUUGUAAAGAUCACCAGUAUGUGUGGAAUGUUUGUAAUUUCAGCCUGAAAUGGGGAACUAUAUAUUUGCAUUACAUUAUUUUGUAAGUCAUAUAACUGUGGUCUUCUCUGUGUUCAUUCGUCUGUUUGUGUCUUGUUCCCCUUAGUAAUGAAAAGGUCAUGUUCUGACCUCAUGCCUCUGAGAUCAACAUUUAAAGCUGUAAACCCUUGAUUUGUGCAGAGCAUGUAAACCUUCCUGUCACCAGAAAAGGUCAUCUGCUCUUCUCAGUUCACUCCUGAAUGUUUCCUACAGUUAGCAUUAAAGGAAACAUAUAUGUGUAUUUUGAGUUGUGUGUUUAUGAUUUUUGUGUUGGUUUUCUAUUUUUAUAACGUGCUGUGCAUGGUACGUGUGAUGUCUUUGUUGGUCAUGGCAAAUAAAACAAGUUUUAUGAA
This is a messenger RNA of Tachysurus fulvidraco (yellow catfish), 4131 nucleotides long. It is a transcript of the gene ttl, whose product is annotated as tubulin tyrosine ligase. Bases 619 to 1839 code for a protein of 406 amino acids. Gene Ontology annotation, biological process: protein modification process. NCBI's taxonomy places the organism in Eukaryota, Metazoa, Chordata, Actinopteri, Siluriformes, Bagridae. The record is from RefSeq and is a predicted model, not a curated record. The transcript is spliced from 7 exons.